Molecule: messenger RNA, 6109 nt
Organism: Phasianus colchicus (ring-necked pheasant)
Lineage: Eukaryota; Metazoa; Chordata; Aves; Galliformes; Phasianidae
Source: RefSeq, a predicted model, not a curated record
UCGGCCGCCGACACCCGACACCUCCCGCCCUGGCGGCGGCGGCGGCGGGUGAGUGCGUGCGGUACGGCCGCGCGGGACGGGGCGGGAACCGAGUGAGGCGAGGGAUGCGCGGCGUGGCCUGCGGGAAGCGCUCCCUUCGCUUCUCCCCUCCGGCCUUUGUUCGCUGCCGGAGGGAGCGCGGGGGCAAAAUGGAGGCGAUCCCCCGGCCCUGCCCGCGCUGCCCGCCGGCCUUGGGGUGCCGUACUCCUUCGGGCGGGGUGGGGCGGGACGGGGCAGCCCCGAGGGACGCGCGGCGGCGAAUGCCCCGAGGAGAGCUGAGCUGCACGGUGUAAAGCGUGGCCCCGCGGCGACUUCGGUGAGAGUCGUAGGAGAAAGCACGGAUAAAAAAUGAGUAAAAGAUGGCUCUGCGGCCUGACGGCGCUCCCGGGGCCGCGAAAGUCUCCCGGGUGAGACAGAGGUGCCCCGAGCGCUCCCGGUCCGCCGGGGAUGCAGGUGGGCACCGUCACGGCGAGGGAACUUCAGCCCCUCUGUCUCCUAGGGGUGUGAAUAGUAACUCUGCAUUGAGAAGUUGAAAUCAGACUCUUGUUUUCUAGUUUUUUGUAUUUGCACUUUUAACGUUAUUUGUUCUGGUGUGUUGCGCUGCGGAUGGGUGGUGGGGUUGGAUGAAGGUCGUUGGAGCACAGGCUGGAGGUAGUGGGGAGAAGGGGCUGAAGAGCUGAGGGGAACGUAGAGGUUUGACCAAAGGGGGUGGUGAAGCAGGAGGCUGGGUGCUGAGCACUGAAACUUCACGAGAGUAAGGGUUUGUGGGUACUGCUGGAGGGUGGGCUACAGCUUAAUGCCAGCUGUCUUUUGUGCCCUUUGUACUGAAGGGUUCUUUAUGCCAGGCCUUCGGUGUUGCGUUAGAAUUGCUGUUGUAGCUAAUGUGAUGAUGAACGUGGAGGGAGUACACUGAGAAAAUACAUGCAAUGAUCCCUGAGCCUUUGGACAUUACUUGGAAACUGUUAAGAAGGAGUCAGCAGGAUAUGAGUAUGAGUAGCCAGACAUCCACAGACACCAGCAGAUGCUGUAUAUGCAAAACACAGCAUAACAAUGAAGAUCAACUGGCCAAACUUUUUUUAAAAAAAAAUGCUUACCUUCCUUCAAGUAAUCAAAGAUUUAGUUACAUCCUUUUUAUUUCUUCCAGGCUAGACAUACAGCUGGCUGGUAUGGCUUAGGAAAAAAAAUAAAAAUACUUAGAAAAUCUAUAAAUAAAGUGUGCUAACUUUCUUUGUUUCCUCUUGUUCCACUUGCCUCUUUCUGUCUUUCAGAUAGUUUCUUCCCUUUUCUAGGCUUGGCUCUGCUGCUGACCUCUGGUGUAUCCAUUGGCAAUCUCCUGCCCCUUUGGUUUCCUACCUAAAAUGGUUUCCUGCGUCCUACAGGUGCUCAGCAUGUCUUGGCCGUUCCUGCUCUGCUCACUCUGACCAUGAGCAGCAAUUCUUCCCUCAGCAAUGGGAACGGCCUGAGGAACCUCACCACGCAGGAGGACGGCGCGGUCAGAGUCACUGAAGCCAUUGCUAUAAUCAUCAUUGCCGUUUUCAUCUGUUUGGGCAACCUCAUCAUUGUUGUCACCCUCUAUCGGAAGUCUUACCUUCUCACGCUGAGCAACAAGUUUGUGUUCAGCCUGACCCUCUCCAACUUUCUGCUCUCUGUCCUGGUGCUGCCUUUCGUUGUCACCAGCUCUAUUAGGCGGGAAUGGAUCUUUGGAGUUGUUUGGUGCAAUUUCUCAGCCCUUCUCUACAUGCUCAUCAGCUCAGCCAGCAUGCUUACUCUUGGACUCAUAGCCAUAGACCGGUACUAUGCUGUCCUUUACCCUAUGGUAUACCCAAUGAAGAUUACAGGCAACAGAGCAGUGGUGGCUCUUGUGUAUGUGUGGCUACACUCCCUCAUUGGCUGCCUCCCUCCCCUCUUUGGCUGGUCAUCUUUGGAGUUUGACCAGUUCAAGUGGAUGUGUGUAGCAGCGUGGCACAAAGAGGCUGGUUACACUGCCUUUUGGCAGGUCUGGUGUGCGUUGCUGCCUUUCGUGGUCAUGAUGAUCUGCUAUGGGUUCAUAUUCCGUGUGGCAAGGAUUAAAGCCCGCAAAAUCCACUGUGGCAGUGUUGUCAUUGUGGAGGAGGACUCCCAGAGGAACGGGAGGAAGAACUCCAGCACUUCCACAUCCUCCUCAGGAAGCCGAAGGAAUGCUUUCCAAGGGGUUGUCUACUCUGCCAACCAGUGCAAAGCUUUCAUAACCAUCUUGGUUGUCAUUGGUGCUUUUGUUAUUACGUGGGGACCUUACAUGGUAGUAAUUACAUCAGAGGCACUUUGGGGAAAAAAUAGUAUUUCCCCUGCCUUGGAGACAUUAGCUACGUGGUUGUCCUUUUCCAGUGCCAUUUGCCACCCGUUAAUUUAUGGACUGUGGAACAAAACAGUGCGCAAGGAACUAUUAGGAAUGUGCUUUGGGGACCGGUAUUAUCGUGAGUCGUUUGUUCAGCGGCAUAGGACCUCAAGGUUAUUCAGCAUUUCCAAUAGGAUCACAGAUUUGGGACUAUCCCCUCAUCUCACUGCCCUCAUGGCAGGUGGGCGGACAUUAGGAAACAGCAGCAGCACAGGAGACACAGGUUUCAGCUGUUCACAGGAUUCAGGAACAGACACAAUGCUUCUUGAAGACUAUAGCUCAGAUGGACCUUCUCUUCCACAUUGUGUCUGUCCUCCGCGAAGAAGGAGUUCAGUGACAUUUGAAGAUGAAGUAGAGCAAAUUAAAAGUGGGCUUAGGGAAACUGCAAAGAAUUCUGUUCUUCAUGUAAAAGCUGAUGUUCAUAAAUCUCUGGACAGUUAUGCAUCCAGUUUAGCAAGAGCUAUUGAAGCUGAUGUGAAAAUCAGCUUGUUUGGGGAAGGUGCUUUACCAGGAGCUGUGUUUCCUGUGCGGACUCUGCCAGGAAGCAGUAUGAACACACGGCGUGGCAUCAGGCCCCACGCUAGCCAAAGACUUCAGCUUCAGAGCAUCGAUGAAGGGAAUAUCUGACAGAAGAACCAGAGGGAAGUAACUGAAUGAAACCACUAAGCAGGACCUAUCAUGUCUGUUACUGUUUGAACAGAAACAGGAUACCUCGUUGGGACGUUUUCAGCGUUUUUUGAACACGUGAAUGUCAGUCGAAUUCUGGUACUUGCAUCAGCAUUUUGCAGCAGUAUUUACUUAUUGUUUAGGGUGCUAUUGGACUACUCCUUUUUGCCACAUCUUAAACCUGUCAUGCGGAGCAUAGGAACACAGAGUUUGGUUUUGUCAACCAAAUCAUUAGUCCAUUGAAUCACAUUGUCUCUUUUUGGCCAAAGCUGACACAGAAAUGAAAAGUAUGUGCAGUGUUUAGUAAUUGUAGUGAUCCUUUUCUGAACAUUAGGAUCAUCCAUUUGUACUUGAUAGCUUGAAUGUUCUGAUGAGAGCUUGUACAUUAGUUACUACACGCAGUCUUACUUCCCAAAUAAUAGAGCAUGGAUUUCACUAAGGGACAACAAUUGAGCUUUACAGAGAGCUCAUGUACGUUAUUAUUCUUCUUACCCUUGCUAGCAGAUAUUUCUGGCUGUUUGUCAGAAUGCUAGGUAUGAAACUUAAGUGUAUAUUGCUUCUGCUUUAUGAGACACCGGCUUCUCCAGAUGUAAUGGGUGAAAGCAGAUCAGCGUUGGAAGUAUCACAGAAGUAUUUGAAAAAAACAUCACUGCAGAGUUCUUAGUUUCUCUGAGAACUUCAGCUCUCUUCUGUGCUUUUGCUUUGACUAAAAGAUCACCCUACAGCUGCAGGAAGCUUGACAGGACAUAAAUAAGGUAUUACCACUUUAAUCAUAUAUGCAGGAUUCAUCUUUUCUAUAGAAGGAAAUUCUAUGGGUUAUUUUUUAAUCAUGAGAGAAUGUAGUACUUAAUAGUUACCUCAGUGCAUAUAUUUUUUUUGGAGUUUUAAUUCAUUAAUCUCUAGAAUAAGACCAUUUAGCACUUACGUUGCACCUUGCACAUUCUAAGCACUGUACAGACUUUACCUUGUUAGGCCUGUGUGAGAGGGCUCAUCAGCCUUGCUUGCCAAAGAGGAGGAAUGCAGCAACAGUUGAGCCAGAAAUGAAAGCAGCUGCAAGGGUGGAAAGAUUUGUUAUGAAAAGAGGGAUGAAGUAGAUCUCAUGAGAAUGCCCAGCAUGAGGAACCUCUCUGUGCCUUUCUAGCCUGGACCUUUUCUUCCUUUAGAGAAGUUACUGCCCUGCCUUAAUGUUUAUUUCAAGGAGAUGGAUCAGUAGGAUAUCCAUUUCUUGAGACUGGGUGUCAGUAGCAAAUGGACUUGUGGACCAAGGACCUGUAUUUAUUUCCACUGUCUCUCAUUUUAAGUGUUUUUUGUUUUUUGUUUUUCUUUUUCUUAGAAGUGAUCUGAGCUUUUGCAGCAGAUUCUUUGGAGAUUGGGGGAGGCAGACUGUUUACAUCUAGUCAAAAAAUUAAGUGGAUGGUUGUUAAAUUUUGUCUGCUUGCAACUUUCUCAAAGGUACAGAAACAAAAAAAAAUAAGUUUUGAAGCAGAGCCUCAUCUCUGUACUGAUUUUAGACAUCCUGUUUGUCCAUCUUCUCAACUCAGAAAUACAUUUCAGCACAAGCUUACAUCAGUCUGUGGAUAAAGCAGCUGGUCUUUGAACUAGCCUGAAUCCAUGACAUUCCCACAUAAGAUUUAAUUGCAUGCUUAAAAUUCAGUACAUGGUUUGCUGAUUAAGAAUGGGCUCUUAAAGCAAGAAUACUUAAGCACCAUAAGAUAGCUCUUUGAAUAAUGCAGAAUGAAACAAGCUGUGGACUGGAUGGAGAGCUGAAUGUGCUAAGCAGCAGUGUGUGCGUACACUCCACACUCCUGUAUUUUUUUUUUAAUUUUUUUUUACUUUCUGUGUAUUAGUUAAGUUGGCACUUUGGGGCACUUCAAAACCCAAGUCCCACUGUUUGCUAGGAAAUGCCCUGCAUUGUGGUUAUUAUUGCUGUUAUUAAUACUUGAAUUGCACUUGUUUAUAGUGGUCAGUGCUCCUUAAGGAACGCGCUUCCCUUCAGAGGGCUUGAAGCAUUUUAUCUGCAUCCCUUUUCUUUCAUGUUCCUGCUUCCAAACAAGUUGAGUGAAAGUGUCAGUGAAUGUGGAAAGGGCAAAAGUGGGUGAUGUGAAGUCAGUGCUAGGCCAAAAAUGUUGUGGGUUUUUUUUUUUUUUUUUUUUUUUUAGGAGCAAAAAUUUUCAUGUCACGUGUGAGUGCAGAAAAUCACCUGUGUUUUGUAAAAAGAAUGUUUUUCACAAUAAUACUGAGCCUAAUUCAGUCUUAAGGCAAGUCAGCAAGGCUGCAGCUGUUCACACCAGUACUGAAUUGGGCUCCCAGUGCUCAUUUCACUAAUCCAUUAUUUAGUAUGAACGUUGUUAACAUUUUUGCUAAUCAAAUUGUAGCCUCUCCAUUUUUCUGUUAUUACCAGCAUCGUUCUCUCACUUGCCAUAAGUUAAUGUGGUAAUGCACACAGUUUGUAAAAUUAUAUCCCCCAUCUUAAAUACAGAAGGAAAAAAACAAGUUUCUAACGGUCCAAGAUGUUUGUUUAUACUCCUGUUAAUCUAAACACUCCUUGAACUUGGGGCCAUGCCUGCUGCCCCGGGCAGCCCGUUCCAUGCCCACAGCCCUGUGGUGAGGAACGCGUCCCUGCGCAGGAAGGCUGCGUAGUGAACCCAGAGGUCUCGGCGAGUCAGGAGGCACACCGAGCUUAACGCUAAGACAGCUUUCUCCGGCUGAGAGGAGUAAAUCGAGGUCUCCUUCCUUUAAAUCCUCGCAACCGUGGGCACCCAAGCGAAAAGCAGGCGGCUUUUAGAGGGCUGGAGCGCCUGAGGCGGAACCGGCGGCAGCAGCGGGCAGCCGAGGCGACCGUUGGGCUGUCGGCAGUCCCGCCCCCUGCCCGCGCCAGCCAAUAGCAGUGCCGCUUCCUCGCGCUCUUUCGAAAAAAGGAAGGGAGCGGGUGCGGGGAGGAGUCAGAGCGCAGCGGCGAUUGGCUGCCCCGUCCUGAUCGGGCGGUCCGUCCGCAGGCGCUCGGUAUGAUUGGUCGGUUUGCAGGGAGGG